This is a messenger RNA of Closterium sp. Yama58-4, 1572 nucleotides long. The record is from the annotation of a GenBank genome assembly. Lineage: Eukaryota; Viridiplantae; Streptophyta; Zygnematophyceae; Desmidiales; Closteriaceae.
AUGCUCAGUCACGGACUAGUCACAGGUCUCCCACGCACCUUCCCGUCGCUCCCUCUCUCGCUUGCCCCUCCUUGCUCUCCGUGCGUCGCCGGUCGCUUACGCGCCACUCCCCACUCCUCCUCCCUUCGUCCGGCCACCGCUCCCUUCGAGACUCUCCACUUGGACGUCUGGGGCCCUGCCCCGACGCAGGGGUCUGGGAGGGAGCGUUACUUUCUGGUGGUCGUCGACGACUUCUCCAGGUACACCACAGUGUUCCCUCUUGCGAAGAAGUCCGAGGUGACUGCUACGCUGAUCAGGUGGCUUCUAGCCACUGAGGGCACUCGUGGUCGUCGAGUCAGUUGUCUCCACUCCGACCGUGGGGGCGAGUUUCGCUCCGGCAUUCUCGGCGGAUUCUGCGGCGAACAGGGCAUCACCCAGUCCUGGACUCUGCCAGAGUCCCCACAGCAGAAUGGGGUUGCUGAGCGCCGCAUAGGCUUGGUCAUGGACAUCGCCCGCACGUCCAUGAUCCAUGCCCGUGCGCCCCAUUUUCUGUGGCCCCACGCGGUUCGCUACGCCGCACACCAGCUGAACCUCCAGCCGCGUGUCUCGCGGCCCGAGGCUUCACCGACCAGUCUUUGGACUGGUUCCCCUGGUGUCGGGUCGGCCUUUCGAGUCUGGGGCUGCCUUGCGCAGGUCCGCGACACCUCUGCGGACAAGCUCUCGGCACGCGCCAUUCCCUGUGUCUUCCUUGGUUUCCCGGUAGACUCGGCCGACUGGUCCUUCUACCACCCGCCCCUCCACCAGUUCCUAGACUCCCGUGACGUCCGGUUUGACGAGUCCGUGUCCUACUACACCCGGUACCCUUGUCGAGGUCUCCCGGUACCCCCUCCCCCUCUUUUCCUCGCACCCUCUCCUCCUCCUGCUCCCGCUCCUCCGGUACCCCUGCCCCCCCCUGGUCCUGCCCCGUCUGGUGUGUCUCACGCUACCCCUCUACCCUCGGUCGCGCGUCAGGUAGCGUCUCCCUCCCCGCAGUCCUCCUCACAGCCCCCUCAGCAGCCUUCGGCGCUUCCGCGACAGGUUCCUGUGGACUCGGUUGGUGUUGGAGCUGGAGGUGCAGCUUCUAGCGGUGCUCGGUCUGGGGGCGCUAGCUCUGGGGGUGCUGGAGCUGGAGGUGCUGGCGCAGGCGGCGCUAGCUCUGGGGGUGCUGGAGCUGGAGGUGCUGGCGCAGGUGGCGCUGGCUCUGGGGGUGCUGGAGCUGGAGGUACUGGCACUAGAGGUGCUAGUUCUGGGGGUGCUGGAGUUGGAGGUGCUGGCGCUGGCGGUGCUAGUUCUGGGGGAGCUGAGUCUGAGGAGACUGACGCUGGAGGCCCUGGAGCAGGAGCGGCUGGAGAGGGAGCGGCAGGAGCUGCGGGUGCUGGACCUUCUGGAGCAGCAGCGGCAGCAGCAGCAGCAGCAGCAGCAGCAGCAGCAGCAGCAGCAGCAGCAGCAGCAGCAGCAGCAGCAGCAGCAGCAGCAGCCGCAGCAGCAGCAGCCGCAGCCGCCGCCGCAGCCGCAGCAGCAGCAGCAGCAGCCGCCUCCGCAGCUUCCUCUUGA